Molecule: messenger RNA, 1376 nt
Organism: Phlebotomus papatasi
Lineage: Eukaryota; Metazoa; Arthropoda; Insecta; Diptera; Psychodidae
Product: neprilysin-3-like
Exons: 4
Coding region: 171-1376 (401 amino acids)
Biological process (GO): protein processing
Cellular component (GO): plasma membrane
Molecular function (GO): metalloendopeptidase activity
Source: RefSeq, a predicted model, not a curated record
UUUGACAUUUUGGAGGGAAAUUCAAAUAUGCGCGCGCGCUCUUGAUGUCUGUCGUGGCGUUAAAAGUUUGUGACAAUUGUUGGAGGGGGAGGGGGAGGAAGUAAUGUUGCGGCGUCGCGACGCGCUGGCGCAGACAAUCUUGGAAGGCAUCAGGUGACAGGAGCCCCAGGAUGUCCGUCAAGAUGACCCGUUACAAACCAGCUGAAUUCGUGGAUGAGGACACCAGUUCCAUGGGAUCUGUCCAUCUGGCGGCCGGAGGAACAAGUUCACCAUCAUCCAUUCACAUUCGCUACCAUGCUGCCCGUCAAUCUGUCUGGACUGUGAUGUGGCGUGCCCGGAGUCGACUGGAACGAUGGUUGAUUGUGGUAUCGGGAAUCUUGAUUCUGUGUGUCAUCACGCUGCUUCUGUGUUUGGCUGGAGGGGCUCCGGCACCGCGUGUCCUUCAUGUUGAACCAUCCAGCAGUAGUCCAUGUCUAACUGCAAAUUGCAUCCAUGCUGCUAGUUCCAUCUUGCGGGCAAUUGACACGACUGUCGAUCCAUGUGAUGAUUUCUAUGCGUACGCCUGCAAUCAAUGGAUCAGACGCAAUCCCAUUCCAGAUGGUAAAUCGAUGUGGGGCACCUUUGGGGCCCUCGAACAGCAAAAUCAACUGGUGCUGAAGAAUGCCCUGGAGCGACCAGAGAGUCAAUUGAAAUCAAAAGCCGAACGUAAAGCAAAGAUGUACUAUAAAUCGUGCUUAGAUGAGGAUGAAACAAUGGAAAAACGUGGAGCUGAACCACUUCAGAAGCUCCUACGUCAAAUUGGUGGAUGGAAUGUGACAGAUAGUGGUUUCAAUGUUACCACAUGGACCCUCCAGAAGACCCUUCAGACACUCCAGAAUCGCUACAACAUGGGCGGUCUAUUUGGUUGGGCUGUCGGUGAAGAUGAUCGCAAUAGUAGUCGUCAUGUUAUCCAAAUUGAUCAAGGUGGCCUAACUCUACCAACACGCGAUAACUAUCUCAAUCGAACGGCACAUCAACGGGUCCUUAGUGCCUAUCUUGACUACAUGACACGGGUUUGUGUACUCCUUGGUGCCGAUGAGACCACUGCACGCCAUCAAAUGGCCGAUGUCAUUGAAUUUGAGACACAUUUGGCUGAAAUAACGGCACCACCUGAAGAUCGACGUGACGAAGAGGCCCUGUAUCAUCCAAUGACACUGACGGAACUUCAAAAAUUGGCCGAUUUUAUCGAUUGGCGCAGCCAUUUUGAGGAUGCAUUGCGUCUGGUGAAGCGUAAAGUGACAGAAAAUGAACGUGUUGUUGUCUAUGCACCGGAUUAUUUGGAAAAAUUGAGUCAUCUUGUGGGAAAUUACAGUAGUACAACUCGUGGAAGGAUGUAA